Molecule: messenger RNA, 1653 nt
Organism: Osmerus eperlanus (European smelt)
Lineage: Eukaryota; Metazoa; Chordata; Actinopteri; Osmeriformes; Osmeridae
Exons: 6
Coding region: 71-1201 (376 amino acids)
Source: RefSeq, a predicted model, not a curated record
UCCCACUCACCCCAACUCUCCAUCUGCCUGCCUACCCGCUCUGCUUGCUACCUGCCUCUCGGUGUUUAAAAUGACCAAACCCAAAAGCAGGCCUUGCCCUUACUGCCAGGUCAUGAAUACUGCCAACCGCAAAACAUGCCUUUCAUGUUUUGCAAGCCUCUCAACAAAAGAGAGGAUUAAGUCCAAGGAGGAGAGUUUGCAUGUUGGGGACUGGGGGGAGAAUGUAAAGAAGCACCGCAACGCAGGCAGAGUGAUAGAUUCAGCCCGCAUAUCUGUCAAUAAGCUGCAUGAACUGGACUUAAAGCCCCUGCUCUUCAUGGGCAAAGAGAAGAGAGGGGGGGGGGGGUUUACAGCAGAGGUCAUUGCAGGCAUAGGCUUCAUACCAGAGGGGCCUGUGAGGGAGAUCAUUAAAAAAAUGACCACCCUUUAUGAAUACUAUCUUAAAUACCACAAUAGCCUUCUUGCCACAGCUGGUGAAGAAACACCAGAUGAAACACCAGAAGCAACAUCCCCUGCCUCCACUCAGGAUCAAACCUUCACCCUUAACCUUGUGCCGGUCCCCCACACACCUCCUAUGACUCCCUCUCUCUCUUCAUCUACUCUUCCUACUCCCUCUCUCUCUUCAUCUACUCUUCCUACUCCCUCUCUCUCUUCAUCUACUCUUCCUACUCCCUCUCUCUCUUCAUCUACUCUUCCUACUCCCUCUCUCUCUUCAUCUACUCUUCCUACUCCCUCUCUCUCUUCAUCUACUCUUCCUACUCCCUCUCUCUCUUCAUCUACUCUUCCUAUUCCCUCUCUCUCUUCACCUCCUCUUCCCUCGAACUCUCUCUCUUCACCUCCUCUUCCCCCCAACUCUCUCUCCUCACCUCCUAUGACUCCCUCUCUCUCUUCACCUCCUCUUCUCUCAAACUCUCUCUUCAUCUACUCUUCCUACUCCCUCUCUCUCUUCACAUCCUAUGACUCCCUCUCUCUCUUCCCCUCCUCUUCCCUCCCACUCUUUCUCUUCUCCUGCUCUUCCCUCCCAUUCUUUCUCCGCACCUCCUUUCCCCAGUCCCUCGCUCUCUUUACCUCCUUCACCAACCCUCUCUCUAUGUUACCCACUUUCUACUCCUUCCCUCAUCUCUUCUCCUCAAAAAGGUCUUCCCAAAAUUCAGUACCCGGGAAAAAGAAAAAUAAUUUAACGCUGCAAUUUCCUGUUUAAAAAGAGGGACGCUCAAAGCAGUGUAAAAGAAUGGGAGGAUACCUGGAAGCCUGCUGUUAAUAUGUCUGUGCCUAGCUGCCUGGUUAUUGUUUUAAGAGUUCCCAGUUCUGUAUUUGUUAUUGAUAUACACUGUAACAUUUUAUGAGCUUGUUGUGAUACUGUUACGGCCACUGUUCUCUGUUCAUGUUUUGUUUGUUAUCAACUUCCUGGGUUCUGGGCAUCGAUUGUGGUUCAACUUGGCUGCCUCCAUAACACUUAACUUAUAACAUGGGUGAGUUGGUGACCUAGCUAACGUUUUCGGGUUUUUGUUUUAGAUUCACUGUUAGGUAAGGGAGCGCGCUGGCUCCGCCUUCCCAUUGCGGGGAGGGCCAGCGGCUACCAGGUUUUGGUUUUAUUUUCACUAACUCAGUCUUGUUUUUCUGUUCAAUAAACUUUGGUAUUAUUUUUAUAAA